This is a messenger RNA of Pyricularia pennisetigena, 1044 nucleotides long. RefSeq lists its product as uncharacterized. Gene Ontology annotation, cellular component: mitochondrial large ribosomal subunit. The transcript is spliced from 3 exons. The record is from RefSeq and is a predicted model, not a curated record. Bases 1 to 1044 code for a protein of 347 amino acids. Gene Ontology annotation, molecular function: structural constituent of ribosome. NCBI's taxonomy places the organism in Eukaryota, Fungi, Ascomycota, Sordariomycetes, Magnaporthales, Pyriculariaceae.
AUGUCGGCCUCAAGUAGAGGUUGGCAUGCGCUCCGCGCCCUUUCCAGAUCUUCACCCCGAGUAUGCGCCCAAUGUGCCAGGGGGAGCAUACAAACGAUUCAGCGGCGUGCCUACUCGGCGUCUGCGGCCCCGACAAUCUCAGCCGUGGACCCUUCCGCUAGCUCGGAGCCACCCGUCGUCCCAGUGAAGCAGUCGCCCCAGCACCCGAAAUCCGACUACCGUAUCCGCUCCGGCCUGAUCCUCACCAGAGCACCUCUUCUGACUCGGGAUCCGACGCCCUUCGAGUCGGCCUUUUACCUGUAUCAGAAGCGGCUGAACGAGCGCCUCAUCUCGCCCUUCAUCUCCUCUAUGUGGUUCAAGCAAGACACGCCGCCGCAGCUGGACUGGAACCUCAAGCUCGAUGAGCGCAAGGGCAUCUGGGCCAAGGACGUCGGCCACUACAAGCCCCGGGGCUCGACGCGGUGGGCUGACGAGGUCCAGCAGGGCUCGCGCCUUGCCGACCCGGAAACGAUCAGGGAGCGCCUCCUCGAGGACGCCCAAAUGCGGUUCAGUGAUGACGGUGAGCUGCUGCCCGAGCAGGACAGGCUGCCGAUCGAAAAGCCCCAGCCGAGGCGGUCGGAGGCGGACGAGAAGAACGACGUGAGGAGGCUUGACCGAGCGAUGGAUCGCACGCUCUACUUGGUGGUGAAGAAGGAUGACAGAUGGGCUUUCCCUGCGAGCGAGGUUCGCACGGAGGAGAACUUGCAUGAGGCCGCUGCACGUGUGCUCGAGCAAGCCGCCGGUGUCAACAUGAACACCUGGAUGGUGGGACGUGUGCCGGUUGCGCAUCACGUGGUCAAGCCCAAGUACAAGGAAGACUCUACUCUGGAGACCAAGGGCUCAAAGACAUUCCUGCUCAAGGGCAGGAUCUUUGCGGGACAGGCCAACAUCAAAAACAACGUUUUGGGAGUCACCGACUUCAUGUGGCUGACGCAUGAUGAGCUGAAGCAGCAUUUCGAGGCCGAUUACUUUGCCAGCAUAAAGAACAUGCUGUCGAUGCGUUAG